AUGAGACAAGGAGCUUACUCUGUUGAGCGGUCCAAAGAGCUCGGUAGGUUCUUCAUCACCCCCACAAACGAAGACUCUGGACCAACGACUGCCUUGAAGGAUCACAAGCCGGAGUUUGCGAAGGAGGAACAGGAGAUUCUCGAGCAGCUGUACAAGGGUUGGCUGGGUUAUUGGAACAAAGAGUCCAUGCACGACCCGGGUGCCAACCAGUCGCGCCGGUUCUAUGACUUCGAGGAGAUGCUGAGCUUCGACAUGUUUGGGACAUCGGGGCGUGGAAAGUUCAACGAGCACUUUGAGGGCGUCUUCCCAUACUAUGUGGACGGGCAGAUGGAGUACAAGGACUUGGAGAUUGUCGUGCUCUCGCCGACCCACGCAUUUUCCACCUGCUCUCAGCACACAUGGGGCAAGGCGGGAGGCGACCCAUUCAGCAUCACCUUCCGCAGAACCGGCAUUGCCAGGAAGAAAGACGGAGAGUGGAAGUGGAUUCAUGAGCAUCUUUCAUUCCCAGUCAACAUGGCCACAAGGCUGGCGGACUUCGAUGCAGAGACGGCGGCGUUGGACUCGUUCAAGGUCCAGUGA
Molecule: messenger RNA, 579 nt
Organism: Mytilinidion resinicola
Lineage: Eukaryota; Fungi; Ascomycota; Dothideomycetes; Mytilinidiales; Mytilinidiaceae
Exons: 2
Coding region: 1-579 (192 amino acids)
Source: RefSeq, a predicted model, not a curated record